This is a messenger RNA of Schistosoma rodhaini, 683 nucleotides long. The record is from the annotation of a GenBank genome assembly. Lineage: Eukaryota; Metazoa; Platyhelminthes; Trematoda; Strigeidida; Schistosomatidae.
AUGGACUUAUCUACAAAUCCGUCCACUUUGAUUGAUAAAAUGAUUCGACUAUAUUGUAUUGAAGACAAGAUCUUCAGUGGGUUCCUAUACACUGUAGACCCAAAAACAGGAAACUACGUGUUAUUUUCACGAAUGAAUGAAAAAUACCAGCCAACUAUUGUCCGCCGUGAAGUAGUUGAGAGGUUAGAAACACUUGAUGAUGAAAUCCCAUCAGAGUUAAGAAAAAUUUUUGAUUCUUUCACAUCAAUUGACGAAUGUUCAUUGAAUACAAGUGAAGAAAUGAAAACAACAUCUUCGGCGACCAAAACAUUAACAUCAGAUGAAUUAAUUUGUCAACGUGAAAAAAUCAUUCAACUAUUUUCUUUAAAUCAUUUAAAUGAAGUAAGUAUAAAUGAUCGAGAAGAAGUAGUUAUUCAUAAUGUGGUAUUUAUUAAACCGCCAUACAAUGUCGACUGUUGUUCUGGUAAAAAUAUGAUUAUAUUGGAUCGUGUUAAAAAUUUAAUCAGUAAAUUAGAAGAGGAUAGAAACAAUGAAGUAGAAUGAAGUACAAGGAUUAGCUAAGAAUAAUUAAUCAUGAGACUCCAUGUAUAGCGUUUCUACAUAAAUGCUUAAUGUAUGUAUAAUUUAUCGUUGCCUGUUUGUCCAAUAUUUUGUGGCAUUUCUCCGUAUUUAAUAUAUUUGUG